GCCAUACCCUGGAACUAUUUGAAGCGCGAUCCAGUUACCGAUGAACUAGUGCUCGACGCUUAUGGUAAUCCGAUUUGGGAGGGUUUCUGCAUUGAUUUUAUUAAAACCUUGUCGAAGCGUCUAAACUUCGGUUACAUACUCGUACCACCUACUUCGGGUGAAUUUGGACGGCGCAAUGCCGAAACCGAACAAUGGGAUGGCAUUAUCGGCGAUUUGGCUAUUGGUGAGACGGAUUUUGCCGUCGCUGCAUUAAAAAUGUACUCGGAACGUGAAGAAGUUAUUGAUUAUAUAGCUCCGUACUUUGAGCAAACAGGCAUUUCUAUAGUUAUGCGAAAGCCGGUGCGACAGACAUCGCUAUUCAAAUUCAUGACCGUUCUACGGGUGGAAGUGUGGUUCAGCAUAAUUGCAGCGCUGGUGGGAAGUGCCAUACUGAUUUGGCUGCUAGAUAAGUAUUCACCAUAUAGUUAUAGAAAUAAUCGUGAGGCAUAUCCAUACCCUUGCAGGGAAUUCACACUUCGUGAGAGUUUCUGGUUUGCUCUGACUUCAUUCACGCCGCAAGGCGGUGGUGAACCUCCUAAAGCGGUAUCUGGUCGCAUAAUGGUUGCAGGUUAUUGGCUAUUUGUGGUUUUGAUGCUGGCCACUUUCACGGCGAACUUAGCUGCCUUUCUUACCGUGGAACGCAUGCAGACACCUGUGCAGUCUUUACAGCAGUUGGCGCGUCAAUCUCGCAUAAACUACACUGUUGUGGAAGGAUCAAGUACACAUCAAUACUUUAUAAAUAUGAAAUUUGCUGAAGACACGCUAUAUCGCAUGUGGAAGGAAUUGACGAUGAAUGUAACUGAGGAUUAUCAGAAAUACAGAGUUUGGGAUUAUCCCAUCAGAGAGCAGUACGGCACCAUAUUACUCGCUAUAAAUAGUUCCGAACCCGUUAAAGAUGCCAAGGAGGGAUUUCGCAAGGUCAACGAACACGAGAACGCCGACUUCGCAUUCAUACACGACUCCUCCGAAAUAAAAUAUGAGUUGACCCGUAACUGCAAUCUGACCGAAGUUGGCGAAGUAUUCGCUGAACAACCCUAUGCCAUUGCGAUUCAACAAGGAUCUCAUUUUGCG
Rhagoletis zephyria (snowberry fruit fly) is the source of this 1110-nucleotide messenger RNA. Its product is annotated as ionotropic receptor 25a-like. NCBI's taxonomy places the organism in Eukaryota, Metazoa, Arthropoda, Insecta, Diptera, Tephritidae. Gene Ontology annotation, molecular function: ligand-gated monoatomic ion channel activity; signaling receptor activity. The record is from RefSeq and is a predicted model, not a curated record. Gene Ontology annotation, cellular component: membrane. Gene Ontology annotation, biological process: monoatomic ion transport.